CGAGAGCUUGCGGAGCUUUCCAUUCCGGUGCCGUAGUCCGUCUCGCGAACCUCGCGGUGACGUUACACACGUCGCGUCGUGCCGGUCACCGUGCCGCCCCGCCGCCGUCCGAGGGUGGCCCCGCGUCGUCGCUACAUCCUUCAGGGUGUCAACGGGCUUGCUGUAAUCCGGGCGUCGCGUUUGCCUGGCGUCGCGGCGCCGCGUUCACCGAUUGCGUUCGCGAGCGGAAUGCGCGCGGACGCUUCGUUACUGCUCCUGCGAGGGUUGAAACAUCCCCUCGGAUUCACUUCCGGUAAACGCGGGCCGGAAGACGCAGGUACGCGCUAUUCGAAUGUCCGACGUUGACGUUGAAAAGUGUGUGAUUGAUACAGCACUGAGGGUAUCGGUGAAGCACAGAAAAGUUAUUAAAUAUCAAUUUGACGAAAUUGACGAAUUGGAUGAAAUCGCAAGGGCUGUUCGAGAUGAGGAGAAAAUACCUCAAUGUUAUGGACUGAAGUAUAUAAAAGUUGAGCUGUUUAUAAACGUCAAAACUAACUUUAAAGAGUUAUUUGAACAUUAUCAACGAAAAAUCUAAAUCUGGAUGUUUUAUACCGGUAGCGACUGUUUGUGCGAUUAAUGAAACGCAUCGUAGUAAUAUAUCAGUGAUAUCGGAUCGCUGUAAAAUUGUUUGCCCUGCCCAUGAAUGAGGAACAGAUUAACUGGCAAGGAAGAUGAAAUGUUAGGAUAAAGAAGAUUCAUCGCCUCGUAAAUUGUGCAGUGUGAUGUUCGAAGAUUAAUCAAAAGUUCGCGUGUUAAUUAAGUUAAUUUAACUUAACUGUCUUUUGGCCAUCAUCUCAGUUAUUUUGCAAAACGGAGUGAAUAUGCAUUUGUGUGAUUGUGCGUUUAUAGUGAUUAUUGGAAGAAUGUGUCGAAUCUGUGCGUGAGGUUCUUCCUCUUUUGAUUUCUUCGAUUUCCAGGAGAUCUUUUUUCUUAAUGGACAUGGUGCGUGCAACGUUCAAAACUUAUUAAAACUUAAUAUUUAAAAUUUAAUUAAUUAAAAAAAGUUCAGUCAGUUAUACAAAAUACUAAAUAACAACAAGAAAAAAGAAUAUAAAAUGUUUGCAAAUUAUGAUUUACGUAAUAUGCGUUUUAGAGACACGAUAAGAGUUGUAAUAGAAAAGAUUAAUUUUUUAAAUUAAUUAAUAGAAAAAGUAAAUUGUAAUUUAUUCUUAUUAUUAUUAAGUGUAUUAAACAAAAUGCUAAAAAACGUUUUUGGUUGAGGAUCUAUGUCGAUAUUGUCCAAUACUUCCCAGAAGUUUCAAAAAGGAAGUCAUGACUCACAUAAAUGAGAAGCUCACCGGGAUGGAGGAGACUCGACGAGCAUCGUAAUUAAUCGUGCAAGCGUAAAUGAGAGACGAUCGUCGUGGGACGCGGAGGUGAUCCAUAGAUCGUGUCGGGGGCGAUCAGUCGCGGUAGCGCGGGCGAGGCGAGGGAAGGGUGGCAAGAUGGAACUCUUCCUAAUCCUCGUUUGCCUGAUCGCGCCGCCCGCCCUCUCGCUCUCCAUCAAAAGCAAGGUCAACCCACGGAUCGUCCAGACACGCUACGGCGAGGUGCAGGGCGUGACGAGGUCCUUCGAGUACGCCAAGUUCCUCAAGCCGAUCGACGUUUACCUCGGAAUACCCUACGCCACACCGCCGGUCGGCAGCAACCGCUUUUCCCCGACGAGAGCGCCGAGUCCUUGGGAGGGAGUCAGAUUAUCGGACUCGGUGGGUCCAGUCUGUCCCCAAAAGCUGCCGGACAUCACAAACGAGCAGGAAGCGCUCGAGCGAAUGCCUAAGGGAAGACUAGAGUAUCUGAAGAGAUUGCUGCCUCAUCUGCGUAACCAGAGCGAGGACUGCCUCUAUCUGAACAUCUACGCACCUGCCAUGGGCAUGGCGGAGAGCGGCAGGAAGCAUCCGGUGUUGCUGUACAUUCACGGUGAAAGCUACGACUGGGGCAGCGGAAACCCAUACGAUGGUAGCGUCCUAGCGAGCUACACCGACCAAGUGAUCGUCACCAUGAACUACCGGUUGGGCGUGCUCGGCUUCCUGAACGCCAACGUGGCUCCGCAGACCAAGGCAAGGGUUGCGAAUUAUGGCCUCAUGGACCAAAUCGCUGCCCUGCACUGGGUUAAGGAGCACAUCGCACGUUUCGGAGGUGAUCCCGAAAAUGUCACCCUUAUGGGCCAGGGCACCGGGGCCGCUUGCGUACAUUUUCUCGCCAUUAGCCCCACCGUUAUUCGGGGAUUAUUUAAGCGAGCUAUACUACUGUCGGGCAGCGCUCUUUCAUCCUGGGCCGUGGUGGAAGAUCCUGUAUCCUACGCUCUGAAAUUAGCCAAAGCUAUCAAUUGCUCCAUUCCUGAUGAUCUUCUCAAAGAUAAUGAGCUUAUAGUUGAUUGUUUGAGAGAAAGCAGUCUGGACGACCUAAUGCAAGUCGACAUUCAGCCCCCGACGUUUCUUAGCGCGUUUGGUCCAAGUGUCGAUGGUGUCGUUAUCAAACCAGAUUUCCAAAAGGAUCUUCUAUCCUACCUCGGUCCUGAGUUUCAAGGAUUUGGCCCUCUCUCAAAAAAGGCUGAACACGGUGCACCAAUUACAAGCAACAACAAGUAUGAUUUAUUGUUUGGCGUGACAACGAGUGAGGCUUUGUGGAAGUUUGCGGAGAAAGAUGUCCUGCAAGGAUUCGAAGGAGAAAGGAGAGAUAGAAUCAUCCGCACGUAUGUGAGGAAUGCUUACGUCUAUCACCUGACUGAAAUAUUUUAUACAGUGGUGAAUGAAUAUACUGACUGGGAGCGAACAGUUCAACAUCCUGUCAACACGAAGGAUGCGUGCGUGCAGGCGUUGAGCGAUGCACAGUUCGUGGCACCGCUUGUACAAACUGGAGAUCUCUUCACCCUGAGACACACUAAGAAACCAAACAGUCCUCACAUUGCACCGAUCCUCGAUAGCGAAGAAGAACCCAUGCCCAAGACCUACUUCUAUGUGUUCGACUAUCAGAUGAAAGACGGCGAUUAUCCUCAGAAGAUGGGCUCGGUGCACGGCGAAGAGCUUCCAUUCGUCUUCGGGGCACCAUUGUGGGUGGAGGGAUUUGGCCAUUUUCCGAAAAACUACACGAGACUGGAAAUGGCACUCUCGGAGAGUAUCAUGCAGUAUUUUGCGAACUUUGUGAAAACUGGAAAUCCGAAUAUUAUUGAUCACCAUGGGAGGAACGAGACUCUUUUGCCAGCUAGUAGAGAAAAAAGUCGAUUUCGCAGUUUGUCCUGGGAACAAUAUGAUCCAGUACAUCAAAAAUAUUUAGAAAUUGGGAUGAAACCAAAAAUGAAGAAUCAUUAUAGAGCGCAUCAGCUAUCGGUCUGGUUGCGCCUUGUCCCAGAACUUCAUCGUGCUGGAAUGGAAGAUGUCGAUUCCAGACACAACUUGUUCCGUGGCCAUAGCGACCCUAGUUUAUACGACGGCUUCGUGAGACCAGAUCCUCUCAGCAGGAUCAGUGAAGAGUUCAAGAGGAAGAACCUUAGCACAGAUCCACCAACCACGACGGAUUAUAGCAUCACGACAUGCGUCAGCCUUAUUCCGGGCACCAAUCUUCAAAACGUCCAUAAUGCCAGCACUGACACUUUAGCCAGCUUGGACGCUGCUGGAUACGCGGCGUAUUCUACAGCUUUGAGCGUAACAAUCGCAAUUGGCUGCAGUCUGCUGAUCUUAAAUGUCCUGAUAUUCGCUGGUGUCUAUUAUCAAAGGGAUAAAACGCGGCUUGAAGUGAAGAGCCUUCAGCAGCAACAGAUGUUAAAUCAACAAUGCGGUCCCCGCGGUUUCACCGAACUGAAACAACCACCGCCUCCGCAUUCCCAUUAUGCUGGUGGAGGCCAAGUAAUUGUCGACGUCGAGAAUGAAAUGUUAAGGAGGAAUGUAAUGAAGGGUCCUUCUAACGAUUCCAGCAUUCCUUUUCAAGGCCAAGGUACUCAUACACUGCCUCAUCAACAUCAUUACCAAAAACAGCACCAGACACAGCAUGCCACUCUUCCUCGUCAUACUACUUCAGUCAUACAAGACAUCAAUACGCAAACUCAAGGUCCUCCAAACGGAUCCAUCCAUUUAACGGUUCCACGGGCUCCUCCGCCGCCUAGAGCGAAGAGUCCGCCAGAGAAUCAGCCUCUUUUGCAAAGCGCAACAGUUUCUAGUCGUGUGUCGCAGGCGACGAUGAGCGAGAUGCGAGUGUGAUGCUUAGACCCCCCUCCGAAGCCAGUCGUCCCAGAUGUCCUCACGGCGUCGACCUUACUCUAGGCAGUUGGUCGCAGACCUGUUGAAGUAGCUUUGGAUGGCUACUAACAUUUCGACGGGUCGACACAGGAUGUCCCAGGGAACGUGAGCUCCGGACGAACGGAGGGGGGUGCUGGAGAGAGUGGUUCCUCAUAGCUGAGGGAUGGUCGAGCCAAAAUUGUCUAUCGGGUCUAUCGAAUAUAAAAGAGAAUCGAAAUGCGCUCUUAUGAAUUUAGAAAGGCGGAAUUUGCAUUUUAAGCUGAGAAAAUACAAAUUAAAAUAUAAAUUAAAAAAUAUGUAAAUUUAAGAGAAGAUUUCUUAUUAUAAGUAUCUUAAAACUUAAAGAUAUAAGGCUUACACAAUGCAUUUCUGCAAGACAGUGGAGACUUGAAAUUCUUUUAUAAAGAAAUUAUGAUUUUAUGUAACCAAAAUAAUUGGUUAAUAAAAACACAGUUUACAAUUUAAUAUAAUGACGUAAAAUGUAUAAAAGGUUUUUAAAAAAAUAUCUCACAAUAAUUAAUUAAUAAUGAUUAAUUUAACAUUAUAAACAAACCAGUACAAAUGGACAGCGCCUUGCUUGAAAUUCUUUAAUAUUCGAUAGACGUUGGUAAAGAUUUAUGGAAACAUAUAAAAAGAAUGAUGGCAAAUCAAGCGAUCAUCCUGGAUCAAUCGAAAUUUCAAUCAAAUUUUAUGUAAAGGAAUCAAAACAACGUAUUCCUCUAAUUAGUCGUUAAUGAAGAAUCUCUAGUCGUUAAAGGAUAUGAGAAAAGUGGUGGACGGCUCAACAUGAAUUGACGGCUAUGAAGAUGUAAAAAAGAAAUACUCUAGCCACUACAGUGUUAGAUGUUCCUUGUACAUAACAUGAAUUUAUAUAUACCAUAAAGACGCCAAAGUUUGCUACUUUCUAAGAAAAAUAUUCGCAUCAUGCGUAUCAUUUAUAUCAUUUUGUUUUUCGGUUGGUGUGUUGAUAUCCACGCGUGACAUCAUGUUGUUGUAAUGUAGGAGAAUGAAUGUAGAAAAAAUGUUCAAGAGCAUAACGAGGGACUUGUUCAUCGAUGAGAGUGGAGUGAAUUUUUGAAAUUUUCAAUCUUUAAAUCUUUUUAAAUCUAAAAUUCUUCUCUUACGAAAAAUAUUAUGUACAUACGUUUCAUUAUACAUCUAUGGAAUUUUCUUUCAAAUACUUCAUUUAUUUAUCAAUUUCUGUAACUACUUAAUCAUACACGAAUUAGGACUAAUAUGAAAGGGAAUCGUCGAUGCAAGCGAUAUCGCUCGUUAUCAUUGCUCCAGUUAAUACGAUUGCCAUGCAGGUGGCUCAAUUGCGAACGUAUGUAUUGCACAUGUGAAUUAUGAUACACGAUACGCACAUAGCAUGAUCUUCGUACCCUCUCUGUGUAUGCGUAUCUACACAUGCAUAUGUGUUUUAUAUAUUAUAAAGAGAUCGAAUAAUUUUAAGUCAUUAUCAUGAAUGUUUCUAAUUUUCUUUAUUUUUUUCAACACAUCUCUUUGUAUACCAAAUAUGAACUACUACGGAACAACGUAAGCAUUAUCUUCGUCUUUUAUACUUCCUGUAAAUUCGUAAAACUUUGACAAGAUGCUAAAUCUCGUUAAAUAAUGUAUUUUACAUUCAGACGUGUCACUCAUAACGUAAAUCGAUUUCCUUCGAAACUGUUACCUUUCUCGCAAAACACCACAAAACGAUUCGAUGUAUUUAACCAUGUGGUAUGGAUCCUUCAAAGUUCAACUUCCAUCGGAUACAUGGUAUGUGAUUAUCUUUUUUUUUGUAUAAAUAUAUACAUAUAUAUAGGUGUAUAUAAAAAUAAAGACUAACGUAAAACUAUUAUACAUAAUACACUGCCACAAGACUACAAAAAUUAAUAUGGAAAGCUCACACACAUACGAACUGCAAUUCUUUUCAUAUUUCAUAAAAUAAUAAAUUUCUAAAAUAAAUUUAUCUAUUUAUUUAAAAAUACUGAACAAAGUAUAUGUGUAUUUGUGCAAUAGACUCCAAAGUUAAUUUAUAUUAAAAUAAAAUUUUCAUUUAACUGCUUUAUUUAACUAAUUUUUUUCUUUACACAAAAUUAAUUUAUUGUUUAAAAAUAAAAAUUUUAAAAACGUUUAACGUUUUAAGUCUUUAAAUUGGAAGAAUAAAAAAGAAUAAAAAAAAAACAAUAAAAUUGGAAUGUUAUCAAAAUUUUUGCAAAGAACCAUAUAUUGAUAACUCAAUAGAGGAAAGUCAAAGUUUUGUACAUAUGCACCUUUGCGAAACAUGAAAAAUAAAGGCUGCAUUUUACUUGCUUUUUAAGCAAAACGAGACGAUCGCGGCCACAAAGUGGCUUAGUUAGCUCCUAAAAUCCUUGAAUCUUUGGGUCCUCAUAAUCAAAGGAUCUUACCGUCCUAGAAGGAUCUUAUACUUUUGUAUUGAACUAACUCGAGUUCGUAGAGCGGAAAGAUCCCAAAUUGGCUGCAAAAACACCUGCUCAUAAAACCUUGGUGAAGGAAGAAUGUAAAAAUAUUAUGGAGCCGCGCGUGAUGUCUGACAAGAAAUAAUGGCGAAACGAUUAAGGUGCGUUCGUGAUUGGAAAAAUAAAAUCAAAGUAAAAAACGACGCCAUAUCGCCGAACAUAAAUUUUAGAAUCACUCGCAAACGUAAAAUAAAUAUUGUGGGCGUUGUACGAUAUCAUCAUCAAGUACGGGACAAUCCGAAUAUAUUAAAGAUUAAGAAACAAAGGUGGUAAUAAUAGGUAAAAGUGAACGGAAGAAAAAUUAGGGCGAGAAAGAAAAUGAAAAGAGAAAAAUAUGUCGGACAGUUAAGCAGAUGUUUAAGAAAUUUAAAUAACAUAUUAUAUAUAAUAUACACAUAUUAUACAUUGUAAUAAAUUAUUAUAUGACGGAUAUUAUUAUAUUUAUGUGAGACCUUUAGCUCUCUCUGGCCUCGCGCUCUCCUAGAACGAUACCUCGAUUAUACUUUCCGGCCGAGGGCGAGGCUACCUGUUAUGUUUAACGUUUUGUUGUCAAAUUGUAAAUACAUAACGAUAUACAUGGAAA
Messenger RNA from Monomorium pharaonis (pharaoh ant), 7316 nucleotides. RefSeq names its product neuroligin-4, Y-linked (gene NLG-4). Gene Ontology annotation, biological process: neuron cell-cell adhesion; synaptic vesicle endocytosis; postsynaptic membrane assembly. Lineage: Eukaryota; Metazoa; Arthropoda; Insecta; Hymenoptera; Formicidae. Gene Ontology annotation, cellular component: postsynaptic membrane; synapse; cell surface. The coding region runs from base 1485 to 4232 and encodes 915 amino acids. The transcript has 14 exons. Gene Ontology annotation, molecular function: signaling receptor activity; neurexin family protein binding. The record is from RefSeq and is a predicted model, not a curated record.